CAUAAGAGGAUUUUAAGCUUAUGACACUUGUGCUCUAGAUUAUCGACACUAUCUACGAAAAUUCUAAACUUCUUUACAAAUCUAAAACAUUUUUAAAAUCUACACAACCGUAUAUUUAAAAAAAUUAAAAGCAUAAAAAAGACCGAAAACAUGACGGUACAAGGAAAAAAAAAGAAGUAAAUAGCAGCUCACAAGUCCACUUUUCGCGUAACAAAAAUUAUCUUAGAUAGUACCCUGACCACCAGUGGGCAAGAAUAGAGUUUUUUAGAUACAAGAAAAGCUGGAUAACCAUUAUCUAUUUCAAUCUAUUAGAUAUAGUAAAUAAAAUAUUCACUUGUAUUAAACGUGAUAGUGCAUCCAACGCUUUUGUGUGUUUUUGUGUGAUUCAGAAUAGACAAAACUAUGGGUUUUAUUAAUGUUUCACCUAUAUUUUCAAGAUUGCCAAAAUAUACCAUCACUUGUAUGCGUAACAUAUAUACUUAUGGUUAUCCGUUACAAUUUGGUAUAACCAAUACUCUCCUUGCGGAACCAUUGAAAAAAAAGAAGAAGAUAGAUCCGGCUAUAAUUAGAGAAAGAGAAGAAAGAAAGAAAAAGAAGUUAGAAAAGUUUAUUCGUCGUUUAGAAAAACAUUCUAAACAAUUAAAGCCUAUCGGUGAAUUGCAGAUACCAUUAUAUUUAAAAACUGAGAAAGAGGAAAGGACAAGAAAGCUUGUACCUUUAUCCGAAGAGGAAGAAGAUAGAAGAAUUUUGUUACAAAAAGAAUGGGCCAGAUAUAAACAUAGACAGUACUUAGAUGAUAUUCAGACAAUUGAUAGAUUCAUUUCAUCUCAGAACAAAGCGCUACAAGAGUUAAAAGCUGAAUCAGAAGAAUUAUACAAUGAAGCGAUACAGAUUGAUCUUACCUUUUUACCAUAUUUAAAUCGAGGACCUUGUCAUACACCACCGAUAAAAAAUUAUGAUAGUCCAGAUGGGGAAUAUAAAGAUGUAACAUUUAAAUAUCCUGGUGAAACGUAGCAAAAUUAUAAAUGAAAUUUUAAUUCAAAUAUCUGUAUAGAUAA
Messenger RNA from Polistes canadensis, 1058 nucleotides. It is a transcript of the gene mRpL40, whose product is annotated as 39S ribosomal protein L40, mitochondrial. The transcript has 6 exons. Gene Ontology annotation, cellular component: mitochondrial ribosome; mitochondrial large ribosomal subunit. The coding region runs from base 403 to 1014 and encodes 203 amino acids. NCBI's taxonomy places the organism in Eukaryota, Metazoa, Arthropoda, Insecta, Hymenoptera, Vespidae. The record is from RefSeq and is a predicted model, not a curated record.